Molecule: messenger RNA, 3184 nt
Organism: Lemur catta (Ring-tailed lemur)
Lineage: Eukaryota; Metazoa; Chordata; Mammalia; Primates; Lemuridae
Gene: MYEF2
Product: myelin expression factor 2
Exons: 17
Coding region: 120-1925 (601 amino acids)
Biological process (GO): regulation of mRNA stability involved in response to oxidative stress
Cellular component (GO): post-mRNA release spliceosomal complex; cytoplasm; nucleus
Molecular function (GO): mRNA binding
Source: RefSeq, a predicted model, not a curated record
GCAACUGAGCACUCGGGGCCUUUUCAAAUCGGGAUCCGUUACCGCUUCCCUGGCCGCCGCCAUUGUCGCGCUCGGAGCCCCUUAGCGCAGGCGACCGAGGCGGAGGCAGCGGCGGCGGGAUGGCGGACGCCGACAAGCCCGAGGUGCCCGGGGCCCCUGGCGACGACAGCCCGCAUCAGCAGCCCGCGGAGCCGCCGGGCGAGUCGCGGCGAGAACCGCAUCCCCCGGAGGCGGAGAAGCAGCAGCCGCAGCAGCACAGCAGCAGCUCCAAUGGCGUUAAAAUGGAGAAUGAUGAAUCAGUGAAAGAAGAGAAGUCUGACUUAAAAGAAAAAUCUACAGGAAAUAAGAAGGCAAAUAGAUUUCAUCCUUAUUCGAAAGACAAGAAUUCAGGCACUGGAGAAAAGAAGGGUCCAAAUCGUAACAGAGUUUUCAUUAGCAAUAUCCCAUAUGACAUGAAAUGGCAAGCUAUUAAAGAUCUAAUGAGAGAAAAAGUUGGUGAGGUUACAUACGUGGAGCUCUUUAAGGAUGCGGAAGGAAAAUCAAGGGGUUGUGGUGUGGUUGAAUUCAAAGAUGAAGAAUUUGUAAAGAAAGCACUAGAAACUAUGAACAAAUAUGAUCUUAGUGGAAGACCCCUGAAUAUUAAAGAGGAUCCUGACGGAGAAAAUGCUCGUAGGGCAUUGCAACGAACAGGAGGAUCAUUUCCAGGAGGACAUGUCCCUGAUGUGGGAUCGGGGUUGAUGAAUUUACCACCUUCCAUUCUCAAUAAUCCAAACAUUCCUCCUGAGGUUAUCAGUAAUUUGCAGGCUGGUAGGCUUGGUUCCACAAUUUUUGUUGCUAAUCUUGACUUCAAAGUUGGUUGGAAGAAGCUAAAGGAAGUGUUCAGCAUAGCUGGAACUGUAAAGCGGGCAGAUAUUAAAGAAGACAAAGAUGGCAAGAGCAGAGGAAUGGGCACUGUCACUUUUGAGCAAGCAAUUGAAGCAGUUCAAGCAAUUUCUAUGUUCAAUGGACAGUUUUUAUUUGAUAGACCUAUGCAUGUGAAAAUGGAUGACAAGUCUGUUCCUCAUGAAGAGUACCGUUCACAUGACAGUAAAACGCCACAACUACCACGUGGUCUUGGAGGCAUUGGAAUGGGACUUGGUCCAGGUGGACAGCCUAUUAGUGCCAGCCAGUUGAAUAUAGGUGGUGUGAUGGGAAAUUUAGGUCCAAGUGGUAUGGGAAUGGAUGGUCCAGGUUUUGGAGGAAUGAAUAGAAUUGGAGGAGGAAUUGGGUUUGGUGGUCUGGAAGCAAUGAAUAGCAUGGGAGGAUUUGGAGGAGUUGGCCGAAUGGGAGAGCUAUACCGUGGUGCGAUGACUAGUAGCAUGGAGCGAGAUUUUGGACGUGGUGAUAUUGGAAUAAAUCGAGGCUUUGGAGAUUCCUUUGGUAGACUUGGCAGUGCAAUGAUUGGAGGGUUUGCAGGAAGAAUAGGAGCUUCUAACAUGGGUCCAGUAGGAUCUGGAAUAAGUGGUGGAAUGGGUGGCAUGAACAGUGUGACUGGAGGAAUGGGGAUAGGACUGGACCGGAUGAAUUCCAGCUUUGAUAGAAUGGGACCAGGUAUAGGAGCUAUACUGGAAAGGAGCAUCGAUAUGGAUCGAGGAUUUUUGUCGGGUCCAAUGGGAAGCGGAAUGAGAGACAGAAUAGGCUCCAAAGGCAACCAGAUAUUUGUCAGAAAUCUGCCUUUUGACUUGACUUGGCAGAAACUAAAAGAGAAAUUCAGUCAGUGUGGUCAUGUAAUGUUUGCAGAAAUAAAAAUGGAGAAUGGAAAGUCGAAAGGCUGUGGAACGGUCAGAUUUGACUCGCCAGAAUCAGCUGAAAAAGCCUGUAGAAUAAUGAAUGGCAUAAAAAUCAGUGGCAGAGAAAUCGAUGUUCGCUUGGAUCGUAAUGCAUAAUUUCAAACCAUGGUUGGAACAUUCCUACAUCUGUUUUGCUGAAUCUCCUAGUAAAAGUCAUUUUUUAAGUAAUACUGUAUGCUUACAAAAGCUGUAAAAAUGUACUUUUAAAACUCCCACCAGCUUUUAACAGUAUAAUGUUAAAAAUAUACUGUGAUUUUUGUUAAUCUCAAGUUUGGGUUUUUAAAGACAGCAAGUCUGGUCAUUCAGUUUAAAUGAAUGGUUAUACUGUUUUUAAUGAAACAAGCCAUUUUCUUCUUGUUUUCAGUACUAUAUAGUGGGAUUUGUUUGUUCUAGUUUCCCCAGCUUUUAUCAACUUAUUGUGAGGUAAAACAUAGAUUUUUUUUUUUAAAACUUCUGUUUUAUAAUAUGUAAUUGCUCAUGAGAAGAAAGGGCUCAGACAAAUUAGGAUGUGAUUUUGGUUGGUUUUGAGUUACUUUGGUGAUGAAGAAUUACUGUGAGUUUUAGAUUCUGAAGUUCAGGAUGUUUUUUAUUUGAUUUAAACGAAGAAAUGGAUUUUUCCCUCUCUUCCCCUCCCUGCCAUUCACAUUUCCCACAUAACACUAUUAAAAAUAUCAACCUCCACAACCCCUUAUUUUAUUAUUUCCAAUAAUUCCAAGUUCAUAUAGAAUCGAUAGUGUAGCAAGCCCCAAGUAUAAUAAUAGGCAAACUCCUCCCAACUUUUUGUCUAGUUUCCAGCCAUUGAAGUGAACUGCUAAAAAGAGAAAAAUAAUUGAAAUGUUGAGAGAGAUGGUUAUGUAAGUUAGUCCUCUGCUGUUCACUUCUAUAGGAGCUGAUACAUUUAUAAAUGCAGUUUUAAUAAACCAUGGAACGCCAAGACAUAGCAUAUCAAAUACAUUGGAUCCCACGAUGUUAGACAUAGCCAUGUCUCCUUUACCUACAUAAGAAAAACAUGUUGUUAAAAUAUGCAUACCAGUACUGUAUUUUAUUAAUAGUUUUCAUAAGGAAAAAAACACUGGAUACUUUUUGUUGUUGGUUGGUUUUGGAAUAUUGUUAUUAGAGCAAAAGUCUUAUUGAGUUUGUAUUUCAAAAUUUUUCUUGGGUUAGUAUUUAUAGUUUAACAUUUAUUUAAUAAUAAUUAUCAUUAUUUAUUAAACCAUUUUUCAAUAAGGUAUGUAGCUUACUCAUUGCUUUUCAUUCAAAUUUAAAUGGUUAAUUACUAUUUGAUGUACAUUUCAGGUGAAUAUGAUUUGGGGGAUUAGAAUAAGUGAAAUUAAUCUAUUAAAUAGUAAACUCUU